AUGAACUCGAGUGCUUUAUACCACUGUGCUCUGCACACCCUGAGCCUGGCAGUGCUUGUUGCUGGAAAUGUCCACCCAGAAUGUGAUUUUAUGACAGAGCUGAAAAAAAAUGAGGCUGAGUGUCUGGAGGACACACAAGAGGGUGGAAAUGCAACAUCAGCAGGUUGCAAGAGAACUUGGGACAAAUUACUGUGCUGGCCAGAGGCAGAUGCUGGAGAGACUCUUGCCUUACCAUGCCCAAACAUCAUCCUUCACUUCAUGAAGGAGCCAGCUGGGGUAGUAAAAAGGAACUGCACAAGGAAAGGCUGGUCUGACCCGUUCCCUCCCUACCAUGUUGCAUGUCCAGUAGAAGAUGAGAUUCCCCUUGAAGAACAAUCCUACUUUUCUACUAUAAGGAUCAUCUACACUGUAGGAUACAGCGUGUCCAUCACCUCACUCAUCAUUGCUGUGGCAGUUCUUAUUGCAUUCAGGAGGCUUCGCUGUCCCAGGAAUUAUAUCCAUGUGCAGCUCUUUUUUACAUUCAUCUUAAAAGCCAUUGCUGUUUUCAUUAAGGAUGCUGUCCUUUUCCAAGAGGAAGGCAUUGAUCACUGCAGCUUCUCUACAACCGAAUGCAAGAUCUCUGUGGUUUUCUGUCACUACUUCAUGAUGACCAAUUUCAUGUGGCUGCUGGUGGAGGCUCUUUACCUAAACUGCCUCCUGCUCUCAUCCCUUUCUCAUGGAAGAAGAUAUUUUUGGUGGCUUGUCCUCUUUGGCUGGGGUUUUCCUACACUUUUCACCCUCACAUGGAUUUUGGCAAAAUUCUACUUUGAAGACACGGCAUGCUGGGAUAUUAAUGAAGGCUCUCCUUACUGGUGGCUAAUCAAAGGACCUAUUAUAAUUUCUGUGGGGGUCAAUUUUGUCCUAUUUAUCAACAUCAUCAGAAUUUUGCUGAAAAAACUAGACCCAAGACAAAUCAACUUCAAUAACUCUUCUCAGUACAGACGUCUCUCAAGGGCAACUCUGCUCCUCAUUCCAUUAUUUGGAACCCAUUACAUCAUCUUCAACUUCCUCCCAGAAUACACCAGCCUGGGGGUCCGGCUCUACUUGGAGCUCUGCAUUGGAUCUUUCCAGGGCUUUAUUGUUGCAGUUCUCUACUGUUUCCUGAACCAGGAGGUGCAAACAGAAAUCGGGCGGAGGUGGCACGGGAAGAGAUUUGGGCUCGUGCCGGUGUGGAGGAGGACGAGAUGGACUGUGCCAUCCAGUUCUGGAGUAAAGAUGACCACAUCUGUGUGCUGAAGAUGCCUCAUGAUCUGGAGUAAUCAUACAUAAAA
Molecule: messenger RNA, 1310 nt
Organism: Myiozetetes cayanensis
Lineage: Eukaryota; Metazoa; Chordata; Aves; Passeriformes; Tyrannidae
Gene: GHRHR
Product: growth hormone releasing hormone receptor
Exons: 13
Coding region: 1-1275 (424 amino acids)
Biological process (GO): adenylate cyclase-activating G protein-coupled receptor signaling pathway; positive regulation of cell population proliferation; cell surface receptor signaling pathway
Cellular component (GO): plasma membrane
Molecular function (GO): growth hormone-releasing hormone receptor activity; G protein-coupled peptide receptor activity; peptide hormone binding
Source: RefSeq, a predicted model, not a curated record